AUGGCUGCAGCCAUCGCUAGUGGCUUGAUCCGGCAGAAGCGGCAGGCACGGGAGCAACAUUGGGACAGGCCCUCGGCCAGCAGGAGGCGGAACAGCCCCAGCAAGAACCGGGGGCUAUGUAAUGGGAACCUGGUGGAUAUCUUCUCCAAAGUGCGCAUCUUUGGCCUCAAGAAACGAAGGUUGCGGCGCCAAGAUCCCCAGCUCAAGGGUAUAGUGACCAGGUUAUAUUGCAGGCAAGGCUACUACUUGCAAAUGCACCCCGAUGGAGCUCUCGACGGAACCAAGGAUGACAGCAGUAAUUCUACAUUAUUCAACCUCAUACCAGUGGGACUUCGCGUUGUUGCCAUGCAGGGAGUAAAGACAGGGUUGUAUAUUGCCAUGAAUGGAGAAGGGUACCUCUACACAUCAGAACUUUUUACUCCUGAAUGCAAGUUUAAAGAAUCUGUUUUUGAAAACUAUUAUGUAAUCUACUCAUCCAUGCUGUACAGACAACAGGAAUCUGGUAGGGCCUGGUUCUUGGGUCUUAACAAGGAAGGGCAAGUCAUGAAGGGAAACAGAGUGAAGAAAACAAAACCAGCAGCUCAUUUUCUACCCAAGCCAUUGGAAGUUGCCAUGUACAGAGAACCAUCUUUGCACGAUGUUGGAGAAACGGUGCCAAAGGCCGGGGUGACUCCAAGUAAAAGCACAAGUGCAUCUGCAAUAAUGAAUGGAGGCAAACCAGUGAACAAGAGUAAGACCACAUAGCCAGAUCCUCACAGGUGUUGUGACUUAACGCAUCCCGAGCAAAGUUGAGCUCUUUAUCCUUGCCAGACAUUCCGGCUCUGGGAUCUAUGGAGCAGCUAGAAGCAAGUGAAGGCUUGCUCUUUGCUGCUUCUGAACAAACUUGUUGCAAACGGAUAAAGCUCAACGUGUUGCACCCUCUUCCCUUCCCUUGCUCUCCCCACUCCAAGAGGACACCUGGAUAACCAGCUAAACUCAGACCAUGGAAUGCCCUACCAGAUAUGGAAUGCCUUUUUAAUAUCUUUUCUGUGACUGUGACACUUCAUGUGAAUGACAUACUUCACUUGAUACACUUGAUACCUUGCCUGCUGACAGUUACCCAUAAUCCCUUUCUGAGUCCAGUUUCAGCAAAAUCCAUGUGUUUAAGUUCAAUUUUGUAGCACACCAAUAAUAUUGAGUACUUUCUAGUUAGAUGCUGUAACCCUGUGCUAUUAUGGAUUUCUCUUCUCCCCUUUUUUUACAAGGCUGCUCGCUCCACUGUCUGUGAUCCUUUGCAGGGACUAUGUUUUCUCUAAAACGUAAAUGUUGCAGGUAGCUGAGUUUGGAAAGUGAGCAGGGAAUCAGGAAGCCUCCUAAACCUAUAAUUAUAAAUUGCAUCUAUAAAGAAUAAGGUUGUUGUCGUUGACGUACACUAUUGAUUAAAUUAUGAAUACGCUCUAAUAUCAGAUACCGUGCUCCUGAGGUCAGCAUAAUUGGGGAGGGAAAUGUGUCAAACAUGACCAGUGGAAAGCUUUCUAAGAUAAGUGUUUGACAUCCCCCUAUAGUUUCUUUCUGUGUGUGUGUGUGUGUUUUAUACAUAUCACAAGCUUACUGGUAAUGGUAACAUUUGCCUUGCCCAGCGAGCAAGACCCACUGGUUUUUGAGAAAGUGGGUCCAAAGAACUCUGUAGGCCUUGUAGGCCUGAAUUAAGGCUCAUUUUUCAUCUACUAAUCUUCAUUAUUUGAAAAACAAUUAUUGUGACUAACAAGAAUUGCGCUACCUAAAUCCAUUUCAAAUAUAAUCUUUUCCAGUUUUUAAUGAACUGAACUUAAUACCAUCCCAAUUUUUGGCUGCGUUCCACUCAUACUCAGCAGAGCAUGGGCAAGGCGGCUGUUGUGUUAUUUUCUGAAGCAGCAAUGCAAAGGUUAGUUAUAAAUUAGACUUUAAUAUUUUUGGUGUUUAAUAAGUUUUUAAACUGGACAUAUUAGAA
Molecule: messenger RNA, 1969 nt
Organism: Trichosurus vulpecula (common brushtail)
Lineage: Eukaryota; Metazoa; Chordata; Mammalia; Diprotodontia; Phalangeridae
Gene: FGF14
Product: fibroblast growth factor 14
Exons: 5
Coding region: 1-744 (247 amino acids)
Biological process (GO): cell differentiation; positive regulation of protein phosphorylation; positive regulation of gene expression
Cellular component (GO): cytoplasm
Molecular function (GO): fibroblast growth factor receptor binding; growth factor activity
Source: RefSeq, a predicted model, not a curated record